AUGGCAUAUAUUAAGGAAGUAACGAUUAUUAUAUCCUCCGCCCAUGCAACUUUAGAUCUCUUUCUCGAGACCAACGUGGAGGUGCUCCGCUCAUUUCCAAUCUACAAUUUUGUACCGCUUGCAUAUGCCGCACUUGUUUUAACUAAACUUCUCAUCUCGUCCAAAACAUCGACAAGCCUGAUUGGGUCUGCACUAGAUGACCAGACUAUCAGAUUGGGAUUCUAUCUCCAAGCGCUUAUCGAGAAAUUGGGAGCGGCCGUUGGUCCAAUGGAAUGUAGAGCACCGUUUACUUUCCUUGGCCUUCUCAUGAGACUUCGGAUAUGGUACAAAAGCCAACAAUAUGACACCCAAUUCAAACCACCAACAAAUCUUUCAAAGCUUGUCGAAGACUGUUAUCUUCCCCCACCUCCGACCACCAAAAGAAAUCAAACCCAUGCAGAAACAUUGGGAAUAACAGAUGCUACCGCUGACUCCGAAGCACAUGUGUUAGCACCAGAUCAAAUGGAGAGCCUGAGGAGUAUGGGUCUCGAUGAGCUGGCAACUAUGCAGCCUCUGCCCAACUUCGACUUUGAUUGGCAAAGCUUUGACGUCAAUCAGUUCAUGGACUUGGGCUCUUUGGAUCCCACGAUGGUCGACAACGAUUGGGCGUUAAGCCCACCGAAUCACAAUCCUUCCAAUAAUCAGAUGUUGAGUCCAAAGAUCGAUUGGGAGAUGCCAUGA
This is a messenger RNA of Hymenoscyphus albidus, 720 nucleotides long. NCBI's taxonomy places the organism in Eukaryota, Fungi, Ascomycota, Leotiomycetes, Helotiales, Helotiaceae. The record is from the annotation of a GenBank genome assembly.